Neltuma alba is the source of this 1558-nucleotide messenger RNA. RefSeq names its product probable protein phosphatase 2C 49. The record is from RefSeq and is a predicted model, not a curated record. The coding region runs from base 144 to 1331 and encodes 395 amino acids. Gene Ontology annotation, molecular function: cation binding; protein serine/threonine phosphatase activity. The transcript has 4 exons. NCBI's taxonomy places the organism in Eukaryota, Viridiplantae, Streptophyta, Magnoliopsida, Fabales, Fabaceae. Gene Ontology annotation, biological process: protein dephosphorylation.
CCUCGACUUUGAAGAAACUGCAAGGGAAUUCCUGAGCAAGAACCGCAGGAGGAACGCAGAGUGUCGUCUAUUUGUCCUGACAAAACAACAUUUAGCUCCAAGAGUUUCUGCAAAACGUUCAAUUCUUGACGUUUCAUCUGAUUAUGGUGGCUGAAGCAGACGUUGUUUAUCAACAGAGCCUGCCUCUGUUGGAUGUACAGUAUAUUCCCAAAGCAAGCAGUAUUCAUGAGAUCGAAGAGCCACCCUUCGUCUCGCCAUCAUCCGGCCCUUCUGGUCCUGACAAACUUCGCGCAUAUGACGCAGUCUCUGCCCAUUUACUGAAUUCACAACAAGACGUUUUAGCUGCAAAACAAGUCCCCCGUGCUUCUCUUGAUUCUGCUGUUGUGCAGUUUGUGCCCACCAUCCGUUCUGGUAGUUAUGCUGACAUUGGGCCGCGUAGAUACAUGGAAGACGAGCAUAUAAUGAUAGAUGAUCUGUCUUCUCACCUGGGAUCACUUUAUAAGUUCCCUAAACCCAGUGCAUUUUAUGGGGUGUUUGAUGGUCAUGGAGGAUCUGAAGCUGCCGCUUAUAUUCGUAAAAAUGUGAUAAGAUUUAUUUUCGAGGACGCCAGCUUCCCACAGUCAUCUGAAGUUGAUAAUGUUUUCCUACAAGAAUUAGAGAACUCCCUUAGGAAGGCAUUUCUUUUGGCCGACUCUGCUUUAGCUGAUGAUUGUAGUGUGAGCAGUUCGUCAGGGACCACAGCGCUCACAGCUUUAAUAUUUGGAAGGCUGUUGAUGGUGACCAAUGCUGGUGAUUGUCGAGCAGUUCUUUGCCGUAAAGGGGAGGCAAUUGACAUGUCUCAAGAUCACAGGCCUAUAUAUCCAUCGGAACGGAGGCGCGUUGAGGAAUCAGGUGGUUUCGUUGAUGAUGGUUAUCUUAAUGGGGUGUUAUCAGUUACUCGAGCACUAGGGGACUGGGACAUGAAGCUCCCACGGGGUUCUCCUUCACCUCUGAUUGCAGAGCCAGAGUUUAGGCAAGUGGUUCUAACAGAGGACGACGAAUUCCUCAUCAUAGGAUGCGAUGGAAUUUGGGAUGUUAUGUCAAGUCAGCAUGCAGUGAGUGUUGUCAGGAGAAGCCUGAGGCGCCACGAUGAUCCGGGGAAGGGCGCCAGAGACCUGGUCAUGGAAGCUUUGCUGCUGAAUGCGUUUGACAAUCUCACAGUAAUUGUUGUGUGCUUCACAUCCCCUGAUCACAGGGAACUAUCACCCGCCCACAGGUUGAGACAUUGUAGCCUUUCUACAGAAGCACUUGGUAGCUUGAGGAGCUUGUUGGAAGGAAGUGCUAGCAACUGAAUGAAUGUAUAUAACAAUUUGUCAGAUACUGGCAUCUCGGAUAUUUCAUUUUCUGUUUUUCAGCUGCUUCUAGUUAAGAGAUCAGGAAAAACAGCAAACCAUUUUUUGGUCCGACGUCGGUUGAUGUACAUGGUUUAGGGUGUGGCUGACGGCGGUGUAAAUAUGAAGUCGAAAUGAUCCAGUUUUGUAUGAAUUUGUUUAUUUUAGCGAAUUUUUAGUCUUGAAAA